Messenger RNA from Malassezia pachydermatis, 2490 nucleotides. RefSeq names its product kcs1-potential transcription factor of the bzip type. The record is from RefSeq and is a predicted model, not a curated record. Gene Ontology annotation, biological process: phosphatidylinositol phosphate biosynthetic process; inositol phosphate biosynthetic process. The coding region runs from base 1 to 2490 and encodes 829 amino acids. Gene Ontology annotation, cellular component: nucleus; cytoplasm. Lineage: Eukaryota; Fungi; Basidiomycota; Malasseziomycetes; Malasseziales; Malasseziaceae. The transcript has a single exon. Gene Ontology annotation, molecular function: inositol hexakisphosphate kinase activity.
AUGGAUAGUGGUGAAAUGGAGGGCGUGGAUAUUGCGACAUCCCCACGUGUAGGGAGCGGACGCAAGGCGACACUCUCCCUACAGCUGUUUAUGGCUACAUCUCAGGCAACUGCUGUCUCACCGGUCAUUGCAACACCUGUGGGAGAUGCAUUCCAACGUAUACCAGAACUACCGCCAGAUGCGAUGCCUUCGCCAGUGAAUUCCCUCACUUCUGGCAAGAGCUCCACGCUUGCGUCGACGAAUUCUGCCGCGCCAAAGAAGAGUUUGUGGCCUGCUGACACUGGCGAGGUAAAUGCGCCGACAUCAGCGAAAAUAGCAGAGAGCGAUGACACUAUCACUGAUGUGCUGACCAGUACGACUAUGUAUGAGAAUGAAGUCGGUAAGGUUACAGAAGAUGACAAAUAUAAUGACGAGUCUACGGGCUCAAGUACAAGCCAGAGCUCUGACAGUGAUGUGGACAGUGAUGAAGACACAGAGAACGAAAUGACGAUUGCAGAAAGGCGACAAUAUCUGGAUACGGUUGGGCAAAGGCGACCCUCUGCUAUUAUUGCAUCCCCUGCCCUUGGGCCAGACCAAGCUACACAUACCCCGCACCACCCACACCAUCAUCAUCACCAUGUACAGGACUCUAACGAACCGCCACCCAGUGUUGUACAAUUGCAACCUUAUAAUCACCAGGUGGGCGGUCAUAGCCACAUCUUCCGAUUCUCACGUCGAGCAGUAUGCAAGCCCCUUACCUCGCGGGAGAAUCAGUUUUACGAAGCUUUGGAACGUGAUCAUCCAGAUAUGCUGGCUUUCGUGCCCCAAUACCUCGGUGUAUUAAAUGUAACGUAUCGUAAUAUCCACCGAGAUUCACAAGUAAAUACGGCGGAGGAUGGUUCUGGAGAUGACGCCUCAGCCGCCCAGCCACGUCGUAAGGUAUUUGACGGACAGGAAGAAAUGGAGGACCAAGUGCCAGAGGUGGCCGUUAAUCAGAAUCAGCAUAUUAUGCCGAAAUGGCUUGUGAAGCAAUCACAACAUGGGAAUUCCGUGUCGGAAGAGGUCGUCAAAGCCGGUACAGCCUCCAUAUAUGGAAAAGGCAGUACGUCGGUAAACCGUCGUCUUCAAGAGCAAGUAAUCCGAGAAGUGUUCCGCCAAAACAAGCCACGUCAUCGAUGUAAGCGAUCCAUCAGUGGUCCUGUCAGCUCUGUUUCGAGCAUGUCUACCUCCUGGGAUGAUAAGAAAGAGUGUCGCUCCUCUGAUAUGUCGCAGCCCCAGAAAGAAGAGAUGCAGCCACUCGCUCGAUCCCAAGACAGCAUACCGGCUGGUCCCAUGGACGGAAAGAAUGCCUCUGAGCCAGAGGGGGAAGAUGACCCUCAUGCACGUCAAGAGCAGUUCAUUUUGUUGGAAGACUUGACAGGCGGUCUGAAAGCGCCAUGUGUCUUGGACCUAAAAAUGGGGACUCGACAGUAUGGAUUGGAUGCGACAGAUGCCAAGAAGACCAGUCAGACAAACAAGUGCAAUAAAACCACGAGUCGUACACAUGGUGCACGUAUUUGUGGUAUGCAAAUGUACGACGCUCGUACACGUGAAUUCGUUUUCCAGGACAAAUAUUACGGUCGGCGAGUGAAGCCGAACGACUUCACAUCCGUCUUUGAGAAGUUCUUCCAUAAUGGUCACCAGGUACUCGUCCAUCAUAUUCCUGUCAUGGUACAGAAGCUCCAUCGAUUGGCACGCCACGUUUAUAAGCUCAAGGGCUACCGCUUUUAUGCGAGCAGUUUGUUGCUCAUCUAUGAUGGUGAUCUACAGCGACAGAAUGUGCUGAUGCAGUCAUUUGAAGCAGACCUUGCCCAUGGCAUCCAUGACUCAGAAUCACAGUCCACAUCACUUGGAUCGGAGCCUAGCUGUGACAUGUCUCGCAUGGUUGACAAUAUGCAUACGCUGGUGAUGACGCCCAGUGGCUCCGGCAGCCCUAUUUCAGCUACUAUGACACCAUCUAUCACAUCGUCAAGCAUGUCAUCAACAGCUAUUGCGCUUCCUUCACCUGCGAUGUCGGCCCAGAGUGUAGCUGAUGAUGAUUCGUCGACCCAUAGCCGUCGACAUCGUCGGCGUGGCAUGAUUGAUAUUCGCAUCAUUGACUUUGCCCACUGCACGACGGGAACGGAUUUCUACUUUCCCGAAGAUCACGGCGGCAGGCCGCCAACGACUCCAGAGGAGCUAGAAUUACCUGUGUCACGCUUACCACCGGCAAAUCGUGAUCAACCGGACGUGGGCUACUUGUGGGGUCUUCGAUGUUUGGCGUUGGCGUGCCAAGAAAUUUGGAAUCGUGAACGCCAACGCCGAAUGGACGCCUCAGCAUCAGAAUUAUGUCCAGGGGUGCAAGGCAGUGCCUAUGAGAGUACAACCCGUACUGUUGAUAUUGGCGAGCUGCCUCUCCCUGUCGAUAACAUCUUCGAUCGUCUGUUUGGCGAUGGCCAGACUGGUUUGCUUUCGGGGUAUAUAUCCACAUGA